Molecule: messenger RNA, 339 nt
Organism: Babjeviella inositovora NRRL Y-12698
Lineage: Eukaryota; Fungi; Ascomycota; Pichiomycetes; Serinales
Product: DNA-directed RNA polymerase II core subunit
Exons: 2
Coding region: 1-339 (112 amino acids)
Biological process (GO): DNA-templated transcription; maintenance of transcriptional fidelity during transcription elongation by RNA polymerase II; transcription-coupled nucleotide-excision repair
Cellular component (GO): RNA polymerase II, core complex
Molecular function (GO): nucleic acid binding; zinc ion binding; DNA-directed RNA polymerase activity
Source: RefSeq, a predicted model, not a curated record
AUGGCUUCUUUCAGAUUUUGUGCGGAAUGCAACAAUAUGUUGUACCCAAAGGAGGACAAGGACAACAUGAGAUUGUUGUACUCGUGCCGUAACUGCGACUACACCGAAUUGGCGGAGAAUCCAAAGGUCUACCGCCACGAGUUGAUCACAAACAUUGGUGAGACCGCUGGGGUUGUGCAAGACAUCGGGAGUGAUCCAACCUUGCCUCGAUCCGACAAAGAGUGUCCGAAGUGCUACGCCCACGACUGUGUGUUCUUCCAGUCGCAGCAGAAGCGAAAGGACACCAGUAUGAUCUUGUUCUACGUGUGUCUUGACUGCAAGCACGUAUUUAGAUCGUAA